This is a messenger RNA of Rosa chinensis, 1359 nucleotides long. RefSeq names its product probable CCR4-associated factor 1 homolog 6. Gene Ontology annotation, molecular function: poly(A)-specific ribonuclease activity; nucleic acid binding. The transcript is spliced from 2 exons. Gene Ontology annotation, cellular component: P-body; CCR4-NOT complex; CCR4-NOT core complex. Lineage: Eukaryota; Viridiplantae; Streptophyta; Magnoliopsida; Rosales; Rosaceae. Bases 402 to 1226 code for a protein of 274 amino acids. The record is from RefSeq and is a predicted model, not a curated record.
GUUCUUUGUUUCUCAUUCUCUGCCUCUCGUUCAUGAGAGCAAGAACAAACCCAAAAAAAAAAAAAAAAACCACGAAAACCAGUUACAAAAAACCAACCAAAAAAAAAAAAAUCAAUCAAUCUACCGCCAUUUUUGGCCUCAGAAAAUUCAUCAAAAUAUCCCAUAUUCUUCUUUUCCAGUUCUCCCCACCUCGCAAGACGUCAAUUUUCUCUCUUUAAUCGCCAAUUUCUCUUCUUCCGGUUUCUGGAACCCACGCCAAUCUUCACCUUUAUCUGAGCAAAUUUGAUACGGAUCGGGUGGGUUCCUGUCGAUGCGUUUUGGUGUUGAAUUGAAUUGGUGACCACCCAGGUCAUCGAUAAUCUCUGUUUUUCGAUUUUUGGAAAUUUGUCUCUGCAUCGGGAAUGCCUCUCUUACCGAAAAGCGACUCGAUCCUAAUUCGGGAAGUGUGGAACGACAAUCUCUACGACGAGUUUGAAUUGAUACGCAAAAUCGUCGACGACUAUCCUUAUGUCGCCAUGGACACCGAGUUCCCCGGCAUUGUUCUCCGCCCCGUGGGCAACUUCAAGAACAGCUACGACUACCAUUACCAGACCUUGAAGGACAACGUAGACAUGCUCAAGUUGAUUCAGUUGGGUCUUACGUUUUCGGACGAGGAAGGGAACUUGCCCAGUUGCGGGACUGAUCAGCAGUGUAUCUGGCAGUUCAAUUUCCGCGAAUUCAAUCUCAACGAGGAUGUUUUUGCGAAUGAUUCGAUCGAGCUGUUGCGACAGAGCGGGAUUGAUUUCAAGAAGAACAAUGAAAGAGGUAUUGAUGCAAAGUUGUUCGGGGAGCUGUUGAUGUCGUCGGGGAUUGUGCUGAAUGAUAAUGUGCAUUGGGUUACUUUCCAUAGUGGAUAUGAUUUCGGGUACUUGCUUAAGGUCUUGACGUGCCAGAAUUUGCCUGAUACGCAAGUGGGGUUCUUUAACUUGAUCAAUAUCUACUUUCCGACGAUAUAUGAUAUCAAGCAUCUGAUGAAGUUUUGCAAUAGCCUUCAUGGGGGACUGAACAAGCUGGCCGAGUUGUUGGAAGUGGAGAGAGUUGGGAUUUGCCACCAGGCAGGUUCCGAUAGUUUGCUCACUUCUUGUACAUUCAGAAAAUUGAAAGAGAAUUUCUUUAGUGGUUCUUUGGACAAGUAUGCUGGUGUCUUGUAUGGUUUAGGUGUUGAGAAUGGACAGAGUACUCAUUAGGAAAAGUAUUUAUUAGGAAAAAAAUAAUAAUUUAGAAGCCUGUUUCUUAAUUGUAUGUCUGUGCAUGAUAAUCUUCAUGCACACUUUUUGGCAGCAAGUUAAUUGAUGAAUACAAUAUAUUUUUAAUGAUAAG